AUGACGACCUCCCCGGCUCAGGCAGGCCCAGAGUUCGGCCAAAAUACCUGCACCGACGUCCAGCGCUUCGACGAGUUGGUCAUCACAGGCCAGUCCAUGCUGCUGCAGAUGGGCAAGAAGCCAAGCUCUUGCGCGGAAGUGGCGCCCUUCUGCGACGGGCCGGAGCAGUUCAACGCUCGGCUCGUUUGCCCGGAGACUUGCGGCUGCAACGACCCUAUGUCUGGCCAGCUCUUGCUGGACGCGCAGGACGGCUGCCCGCGGCCAGCGUGUGAAGCCACUUCAGUUUUCCAGGAGUCUCUUCAAAACAUCUCGUGCCAAGAUCGCAGCGCCCCGUCCCUCCGGGCCGACCCAGCCUGGAACCGCGAGUGGGCCAUGAACUUGGCGUACAUGAGCGGCUUAUCGAAGAGGCUCGAGGCCUACUACACAGCCGUGAAGGACUUGUUCAUGGCAGCUGGCUGUGGAGCCAUCAACCACCCCCUUCUCUGGCACCCUGGGUUUGACCGAGACUGGUGCGUGGAGGCUCGUGGAAUACCCAAGUUCGCCUUGUUCUGCCCAGAAACCUGCGGCUGCACUUCGAACUCUUCCUCCGGAUUGAGACGCGGCGCCUGUCCCCCAAGCUGCUCCAGCGCAACAUAG
Messenger RNA from Symbiodinium natans, 636 nucleotides. Lineage: Eukaryota; Dinophyceae; Suessiales; Symbiodiniaceae. The record is from the annotation of a GenBank genome assembly.